ACGGUAUAAUCUUCGAGAGACGAAAAAACUGGUUACAUCUAUGCGGAGAUUGUGGAGAUAGUCACGGAUAGAAACGACACGAAAAAUACCUCCGCCUGUCAGUUUGUCUUUUCAUUUGAAUACGCUCGGACGAAUGCUCUCUUCUCAAGUAAAAGAUCACACGAGAUCAGAAAAGUUUUAGAUAAUUCUGUUUGUGACGGUAAAGCGGACUUGUAAAAUGUACGGAAAGCUCGGUUUAUUCAUUUUGCUGGUAUUUAUUCUGCCGGAAGAUACAAAAUCGCGCAUGAUCAAAACUGUUAACCGCUUUAGAUGCGACGCUGGUAAUUCUUAUCCUUAUACUGGCAUUAAAACGCCAUAUAGUAAAGUUUACAAUGGUACUAUAAAUCACAUUAAUUUACCAAACUGUAAGCCAUUGCAGAUAUGGCUGCUAUGUCGACAUGGCACGCGAUUUCCAAAGACAACUAAGAUCUUGGAAAUGCUAAACAUGACGCGCUUCCGAGAUCUCAUCGUGAAUAAUCACGAGAUUGACCAUCGCGGACAGUUGUGUCGUAGGAAUCUAAGGGCGCUGAAAAGAUGGAGGUCCUUUCCCGAGCUUGAUGCGACGAAAGGGAAACACUUAUCACUGCAGGGUAGAAAAGAUCUGUCAUCGCUCGGCAACAGACUCCGUAGGAAAUUCCCAGAGCUCUUCGUUGAAGAUGUGCCAGAGAAGUAUAAGUUUAGAUCGACAAACACGCCACGUACUAUUGACAGCAUGAUGUUCUUUGUAAAAGGAUCUUUCAAAGAUACAUUCUCAGUUAAAUUAGAAGUAGGGUCAGCCUCCAAUGACACUUUGCUGAAGAUAUAUGAAAAUUGCGAACCGUGGGAAAAAGAGCGCUUUAGCAAAGAAGUGACAGCAUUCAUAAACGGUUCGGAAAUGACGAAAGUCAUUACCGAUAUUAGUCGACGACUCGGCUUUGUGAACAACAUUAGCAAAGAAGAUGCAUUUCUGCUUUACGACAUGUGCCGCUUCGAGAGAGCUUGGCAACCGAGCAAGGAGUCACCCUGGUGUGCCGCGUUCACCGAUGAAGACAUGCACGUCUUCGAGUACGAGGAGGACCUCUACCAUUACUACAGCGUCGGUCCGGGAAGAGAAAUCAAUAGCAAACUUGGGUGUCACCCUCUUCGCGACAUGGUCGAUCGUUUUACGAAGCUGGAGAACGCAGAGGACAGCGACGAACCGAGAGGCGUGUUCUACUUCACUCACUCGGAAAUGAUUAUGCUGUUCUACAGCGUGAUGGAAAUUGGCAAGAAUCCCGUUCAUCUUACCGCCUCAAACUAUCGGGACAUGCAACAUAGAAAUUGGAGAACUUCCUUAUUGGUGCCGUUCGCCACGAACUUUGCGACUGUAUUUUACAGGUGCGAUUCCAGCGACUCUCCCUUCAAGAUUGCCUUCUAUCUAGCUGAGAAGCCUUUAACUCUGGAGGGCUGCAACAAUGGAGUUUGCGAUUGGGCGCAGCUGAAGAAGAAGCUGGUCCCCAUCGCUGCCAACUGCAGCACAGAAGUUUGUUGGAAAACAUCGUAAAUUAACAUUUGUUUUAAUGGGACUGAUAAAAUUUGUUGAUAUUCCGCAGGAUUGCAUAACGCAGUUGGAAAAUUGUGAUAGAUAGAGACUGUGAUUGCAUGACUGUGGUUAUCAAUUUUUGGAUUUGGAUUUGGAGCAAUAAUUAAAAAAUAUAUUCUUUUACUGUUAAAUUGAAAACUGAUACAUGGAAAUGUAUACAUUUUAGCUUGCACAAUAAAUAUUUCUUUAAUUGGCAGAAGAACAUUUUAAUUCAAAUAAAGAUACUAAAUG
Ooceraea biroi (clonal raider ant) is the source of this 1831-nucleotide messenger RNA. RefSeq names its product multiple inositol polyphosphate phosphatase 1. NCBI's taxonomy places the organism in Eukaryota, Metazoa, Arthropoda, Insecta, Hymenoptera, Formicidae. Gene Ontology annotation, molecular function: inositol phosphate phosphatase activity; acid phosphatase activity. The record is from RefSeq and is a predicted model, not a curated record.